Chrysemys picta bellii (western painted turtle) is the source of this 1724-nucleotide messenger RNA. Its product is annotated as zinc finger protein 569-like. Gene Ontology annotation, biological process: regulation of DNA-templated transcription. The record is from RefSeq and is a predicted model, not a curated record. Lineage: Eukaryota; Metazoa; Chordata; Testudines; Emydidae.
CCUGGCUUGUUUGCUGGCUGGUGAACUUCCUGGGUCAGACGCUGCUGCUCGGUCUCCAUUGUGAGCCGUGGGGAGCCCGGGCUGAGCCGCUGCUGCUCCCCUGCGGGGGCUGGAACCAGCCCCUGGGGCAGCCCCGGGAUCUGCCGACACCAGCUCCUGAGCCGGAGCCUGCAGGGUCCAGAGCGUCUGUCUGCAGGGAAAGAGCCUGGGGGGAAUCGGGGUGUGAAAUGGAUUAAUGCCCCUUAUGGACCCUGCUCCAUCGCCCUUCUCACCCUGACAGGCUGCAGAAUUGCGUCCACGUUUCGCUCCAGAUCCAGAGACUGGGCAGAGAAAUGGCUUCUGCACAGCUGGUGCAGGAUGCAGCACAGCUCAGUGAGAUGCCGGUGACCUUCGAGGAUGUGGCUGUGUAUUUCACUGACGAGGAAUGGGCUCUGCUGAACCCCGGUCAGCGAACCUUCUACAGGGACGUCAUGCAGGAGAACUAUCAGAAUGUGACCUCACUGGGAUUUCUGAUUUCCAAACCUGACAUGAUCUCACAGCUGGAACAAGGGGAAGAGCCGUGGGUCCCAGAUCUCCAGGACUCUGAGGAAAGCAGGAUCCUAAAAGGUGCCCACACGGCAGGUGACUGGAUGGUGAGUGAGAACGAGGAGGAGAAUCCCCCACAGAAAGCUCCUAAACAAGUGGAGUUGCAUGGGUUGCUAUUGGGAAGAUCCAUAGGUGAUGCUCCCGCACAGGGAGAAGCUGGUGGGAGUCAGCUUGGAUCAAAGGAGCAGAAGGAAAAGCACUCAGGGAAGGGACAGAGCAAAUCCACUCCCCAUGAGGGCGUUUCCAGAGACGUCCACAAAACCACGGUCCAGCAGACCGGAGAGAUGCAGAAAAUAUGCCAGUACUGUGGGAAAAUCUUCAGCUGCAACUCACACCUCACUCGACACCAGAGAACCCACACGGGGGAGAGACCCUAUGAGUGCCCCAUCUGUAGGAAAAGCUUCGGUCAGAGCUCGCACCUGAUUGUACACGAGAGGAUCCACACGGGACAGAGACCCUUCAAGUGCGACGAAUGCGAGAAAAGCUUCAAUAGCAGCACGCGCCUCGUUGGACAUCAGAGAUGCCAUAGGAAGAAGAAACUCUCUAAAUUCCCUCUGUUGGCUAGAGCAAAUCCCACAUUUCCCAAUUCCUUGAGUAUCCAGCUACCUCUCUCUGGGGUCAGGGGGCAGCUGCAGGUGCCUCUGGUCUGCUCAGUGAAUCUCUGGCUCUGCCUCCAGUAGCAAACCCCAAGCAAAGGAGGAGAAGCCCCGAUCAGUUUUUCCUCAUUGCUGCACUGCCAGGCCCCUCUGCCUCUUGCCAGCCAGGGUGGGGUAGAGGAAAGAAGAACCUAGCUCCCCUAGCAACUCCUCUCCCUGGACUCAAAUCCAUUUCCACUAACCAAUUCCUUGAACUAAGCCACCUUUCUCCCACCAGAGAUCUCUCUACACUCACUGCUGGGUCUUGGGCUGCCCUCUUCCCCCUUAUUGGAGCUAUUUCAGGUGGGGUGGGUGUCCCAGAGGCCCUUCCCUUGUAGACUUUGGGAGGAAACCAGGGAGUUCAAAUGCUGAGGACUAAGACUCAGACUUUAAGGUCAGAAGGGACCAUCAUGAUCACCUAGUCUGACCUCCUGCAUAUUGCAGGCCACAGAACCACCCUUCUAACAGUCCCCUAACCUCUGGCUGAGUUACUGAAAUCCUCAA